Messenger RNA from Rhopilema esculentum, 4554 nucleotides. The record is from RefSeq and is a predicted model, not a curated record. NCBI's taxonomy places the organism in Eukaryota, Metazoa, Cnidaria, Scyphozoa, Rhizostomeae, Rhizostomatidae.
GGUCAAAGUCUUAAUAUCGGGACUAUAAGGAUGCUAUCAGGACGAUUAAAGCAUUUGAAGUCAUGUUUUUCAUUAAAGUUUAACCAAUUCUGACAUUUCUCCAGAAUUAUGAGAAAAAUUCCAUCAAUUUUGUUCAAUGUUGGUAGUUUUUUGACCCCGUCAUUUUAUUUGCAUUUUGGUGUCAAGCACAUGGAGUAGUUGCUGGUUGUUGUUGCAAAGGCGCGUUUAUACAAUUUUGAAUCAGGAAUGGCAAUCGUGGUAACCAAGGAUUGAAAAUAUAGUUGAUGAAAUGGAAUCAAGAAAUGAAGAGAAUCAUUCCACCCCAAUAAAGAAUGAACAAAAAGGUGAAAGACAUGGACCUACACAAAAACAUAUCCAAAUCAAUCUUUCCAAAGAAUACUUUGCUUCAUUGGUGAAUUCUGAUGAUAUUGCUUUUGAAUCAGAAAGGAAAAUGGAAUUCCCAUUUUAUCCCGAAGAGGCACCUUCAAACCAAGAUAUGGAAGGUCGCAUUGGCAAAGAAAGUGACAAUGAAUCAGGAAUUACACCAAUAAUACAAGAUGAAUCGCCCAUCAAAGGAAUCAUGAAAUUUAACAGUAGUGAGAGCCCAAGGAAGGAAGAAGAGACCACCAAAAGAGCUAGCUAUUCACCCAUGAAAAAGACAAGUUCACCAGGGAGUAAAAGCCCAAAAAGCCUAAAGAAGGUUAGAAUCACCGAGCCAGGAAAAAGUUCAACUGGCAAAACAGCACAAAGUAUAACAGAAAUCGAAGGCAUUAGAACCCAGCUAAAACAUAUGAUUGAGUUGACAAAACUUCAAAGCACUUCGGAAACACCGCACGGAAAGAUCCAAGGAAUCUUGCCAGAAGAACACCGCGAAAACCAAGUUGAUGCCUCCAACGUGUUCGACGAGGCGAGGAAGUCCUUCGACAGUAUGACGUCACUAAGGGAACUGUUAGCUCAUACCUCUCCUCCGCUGCUGAUGGAUGAGCAUGGGAUAAUGCGUGGACCGGAAAGGCAGCAAAUUCCACGUGUGGAGAGAACGACGCAUGAAUAUGUCUCUCCCCAAACUGACCGUUCACUUUCUAUUGAGAAUUCCAUUUUAAAGGAGAGUUUAGAGCGAGAAAAGCAAAGGCGAAAGCAUUGCGAAGUUCAAAUUCAAAAUUUACAGAAAAAGGUUUUGGAAAUGCAGCAGCAGCUGGCGGUUGCAGUCGCAACGGAUAGAAAAAAGGCGAUCAUGAUUGAGCAACUCGAUAAGACCCUUGCUAACAUAGUGGCUGGAUGGAAGAAACAAGAUUCUGAAAAGAUCAAAACAAUUCAGAAAGUGCGCGAAGAAAAUUCGAUUUUACGAAAGUCUCAAAACAAACAACAAGAGCUACUUGAGCAGUUUGAAAAAGAAUUGGCCCAAGCCGUGGAAUCAUUAACCAAAGAACAAGCGAGAACCAAGGCUGCUGAGCGAGAAAAGCAAGACGAGAUCCAAAGAUAUCAAGAACUGAGAGAAGAGGCUUACAAAAAACUUCAAAAUGAACAAGAUGCUUUGAAAAAGUUAAAUCAAGACAGGGAACGGGUAAUCACCGAGAAGAGUGAAUUGAACAAACAGUUAAAUGAUCUUGAAGAACAAGUUGAGGAGAAUCGCAGCUCGUGGAUAAAAGAGAGACAGGACCUAACGAAAGCUGCCAAAGAUGUCGAAGAACGAUUGCAAGAAGAAAUUGAGAAACUCAAGGAAACUGUAUCAUCCGCCCAGACUGAAUUACAGACGUCAAAUGCGAAUGCUUCAACAUUAGAAAAUGACGUAAAAAAUCUGCAAAUAGAUCUUGAAACUGCAUUGAGAGAAAAGGAAAGUUUAAAGGUUGAAGUCACACUGCUUGAGACAAAGAUAGACUCUAUCCAGACGAAACAAGAAUUUGAGCAAAGAGCUUUAUUGGAAGAAGAGUUCAACAAGAAGAUCAAUAUUAUUCAAGAUGAAAUCAUGAGAACAGAAACCCAAUUAAAAAACGCACACAAAGAUCAGAUUUUUGAAUUGAAUCAACGCCACAAAGAGGAUCUUGAAUUGCAGCUGAAAAGAUUCCAUGAGGAAAUCAAUAAGCGAGAAAAUCAAACAGAGAUGCUUAAGAGAGAUUUCGAGACGAGGCUUUCUGAAGCAGAAGACGAAAUCCACGAGCUCCGAGACUCAAAAGCAAAACUAGAAGCCCAAAGAAAAGAAUUAACUCGACGUUUACAUUCACUUAUGCAGCAGCAUAUACAAGAAGCAGUCUCAUUGGUGAGCGUCACCGGUGGCUUGCAGACGCCUUCAGCCCACCAUAUUACAGAGGCUGUAGACCAGUAUGGCUUUAAAGACAACCUCGUGAUGCAUUCACUCCAUAAUGAGAAACCUAUGGACUAUAGUCCACUGUCUUCUACUGUGACUGAGCCAAAAGAAGUAGCCAAACUUCGAGACAGUGUUAGCAGCAUACAUUCAAAAGAUUACCUCCCUACUUCGGGUAUGGGUAGGUUUUACGGCGACAGCUCAAAGUUGUCUCAAAAUAUGCCUGAUUCGGCAAGUUUGACCAGUCUUUUCGAGCCUAAAACUAACAACAAAUCAGAGCAAUGGAACCGAACAUCUGGAAUCACUGCGGAGCAAAGGGAUUUGGUCGAUAGCCUCUAUUUACGUGAGCAACAGUUCCAGUCCGGUCUACAGAGUCUCAGCGACAAGUUGCGAUUGACGCGAAACGAAUUCGACAGGGGUCAGGAAACUCUUGAACAGAAGCCCGCAUUGCAUGACGGGAAUCGUCGUCACUGGAUUGAAGAGGAUGUGACCGAGCCAGCUGACAACUGGCAUCAAAUUCAACAACUCUUAAAGCACAGAUUGGAAGAAGUAACACAAGGAGAUGAGCGGCGGAUUCAAUCAGACCCCGGAUCACAAGGAGAGCCUGCUGACUAUAACACCAGAAGUGGCCUAUUUGAUACAUCAACCAAGGAAAAGCAAGAAGCUCAAGAACCCCGCCAAACCAAACUAACGUCUUUGAUUAAAAAGUUGCUCAAUAGAUCACCGGGUAACCCAACCGAAGAUGAAGAUGAGCGGGAAAACUCUGCGGUAUCGAAACAAGUUGGUGACUUAAGAAACACCCGACGAGUGGAUAGAGACCUGCCAGUCACGUUAUCCGAUUUAACCAAUCAAGAACAAGCGAAACAGUUUGAAUCCUUUCCUAUUGGCUCCGACUCGGUAUCACAAGAUCCGAUAAAGGGUGUUCUAAAGACUCCGCCUCGGGCUCCGCAAACAAGCCAUGCAGCCCAUGCUUUCAAAAAGUCUGUUCUUAAGGAAAGGCCAGUCAAGCCAGGAUAUUUUUCAAACGCAGAUCCUGACUAUUCAGCUCGUAGGAGUCCACAAAAGGUUGUUGGAGUGGCCUCCCAGUAUGGUAGCGACUCUGAGCCACAUAACUUGCAGAGCUUUCUGAAGGCCCUUGGAGUCGAAAAAGGAACAUCGGGGGAAAAUUUAGAAGAAGUUAUCAAGAUGUUAACAGCAUUCCAAGCAAGCCAAUCCCAGAAGAGGCAAGUUGUCAAGCAUUCAACAGAACAUCCAGAUGCUGUACGGUCUUCAAGAAGCUCAUCAGCGACUCAACGACCCAAAUCUAACUCGCAAUGGCAUCAAAAACACCACGAGAGAUCGCAAGUUGUCGAAAUUUUUUCUCAAUUGCAAAAAAUCUAUGGCCAUUCAGAAGGAUCACAUAGCGAGAAACAUUCAUCUGCAGACGCAGAAACGAAGAUUAGUUCGAGACCUGCCGCUUCUUCGAAGCGCCAAAGCCAUCCAGCCACAAAACCAGGAAAACUCAAACAGCAAAGAAAAACAAUAGCCGCUGCGAGGCAGACUGUGAGUGCCUGGAAGUAGCUUGCUCGUUGCCAGUGCUAUGUAAAAACCUCUUCAAUUUAGUCCUUGUGUCAAUGGUAAUCAGAUUGGAAAGAUGCAGGAACUGAAGGCCAGCUGCUCCAAUUUUGACCUUCCUUCCUCUCUGCUAAAGAAUAGAAUUUUGUUUACAGCAAGGAACCUUAAUUUAUAAAACGAUUUAAAGGUGCUUCGAAACUAUUCCGCCUCAUUAUCAGUAGCAUUCCUAAACCCUAACCAUGCAAUGUAACAAUUAUUGCCUCAUUCUAGUUUUGCCUAGACGAUUUAAUAGGAAUAUUUACCCUAUUUAAGUGCCCUAUAAAUAUUCUAUUUCUGAAAGACAACGAGUUGAAAUAAUUGUAUCAAUACAUUAAUUACUUCCUGUGGAGUGCGAGACUGUACAAAGUUGUAAGUAAACACUUUUUCUAUCUUCCUAUUAUCAUAACUACAACACAGGAUAUUUUACUCGAAAAUUGCUUGCCUGUUUGGCAUGGCUUCAUUGUAAAGCAUUUGUAAAUAAUGUCCUAUAUUAACACUGUAUUUUUCUGUGGUUUUGUAUUUUACUGUAUCUACUAACUCUUACUGUAUCUAAUAAUUCUCUUGAUUCGCGGAUUUUGGAAUUUUGGCUGCCUGUUUCAAAAUAAAGAAGUUUGCUACUGUUAUCGAUAUUAUUUAAAAAGGAUUUUAAGACAGAUCCUUGA